GUUGUAUUUGUUUUUUUUUUAUUUGAUUUUUUUGUAUUUGGGGUUGGGCAGCAAACGUCGGUAGUAGAAGAAAUCGAUUGUGUCGAGAAAUCCUUUUUUCAAUCGCGAAUUGAAGAAUUGCCAGCCCUCAAUUUCUUCGUCUUCUCGGGAAUUCGGAUUGGAUUUUGUGCUUGUCAGUUUUGUAGUUUCCUCGAUUUCUUCAGUCGCCGGUAGUUUGUGCUCUGGAGCUACAAGAGUGUGUGUUAGGGUUUUUCGUCAUCAGGAAUCGAGGAUUCUUGCUGUGGAGCUGGAGGAUUCCUCGCUGCAGUAGCUUGAGUGAUGUAGGAUUGAUGUGUUCUCGACCUCAUCCGGUCUCUUUUACUGGUGAAGCUUUGUUAGGUUUUUUAGAAUAAGAGCACACUUGAAUCUGCGAUUUUUAAUAAUUUGAACGAUGAGGAGGAGGCCAGGGAUUUCAGGGCUGCAAGGGGCGGUUGCAGCGCGAGAUCAAUACCGAUCAUUGGGGGACAAUGUUGCAAAGGUGCGCCAAGACCUCAUGAAGGAGCAGUUAGAAACGUUCCGGCAUCAGCUUGAAGAGUUCGCGUCUAAGCACAAGAAUGACAUCACGAAAAAUCCUGCCUUCAGGGCGCAAUUCCAUACAAUGUGCGCCAAGUGUGGGGUGGAUCCUCUUGCGUCGAACAAAGGAUUUUGGGCUGAGCUUUUAGGAAUUGGUGAUUUUUACUACGAGUUAGGGGUGCAGAUUGUCGACAUCUGCCUCGCCACCAGACCUCGAAAUGGUGGCCUCAUCGACAUUGAGGAGCUUCGUUCAUCGCUUUCAAAACGACGUCGCUCUGUGUUAAUUACUGAGGACGAUUGCCUACGUGCAAUUGGAAAGUUGAAGAAGUUGGGAGGAGGGUACGAGGUAUUCAGCGUUGGACGUCGCAAGCUCGUACGAUCGGUUCCCAUGGAACUGAACAGGGACCAUAACCUAAUUCUUCAGAUCGCACAACCUCGUGGGCAUGUGACAGUCGAAGAGGUAGAGAGAGAGCUUUCAUGGCGCAGUGGACGAGCAAUUGAUGCACUUGAGAACCUUCUGAAGGAAGGCUUGGCAAUGAUAGAUGACGGAGAUCCUGAUGGCAAGCGUCAUUACUGGUUCCCUUGUGUUGGUCCUUCUGAACUGGAGACAGAAUCUGGUGGCAACAUGUAGACAUUAAUAAAUGUAUUUCCACUCUUUAUAUGCUGAUUUUCAAUUUUCUUGGAUAA
Molecule: messenger RNA, 1239 nt
Organism: Physcomitrium patens
Lineage: Eukaryota; Viridiplantae; Streptophyta; Bryopsida; Funariales; Funariaceae
Product: vacuolar protein sorting-associated protein 22 homolog 1
Biological process (GO): protein transport to vacuole involved in ubiquitin-dependent protein catabolic process via the multivesicular body sorting pathway
Cellular component (GO): ESCRT II complex
Source: RefSeq, a predicted model, not a curated record